CUGUUUCCCCGAAGAAAAACUAUCCCUUCUGGCUCAUGUGUUUGUUGUCAUCGUGCACCUCACAGUCUUCUGUCUUUUGGAGAGCUCUGUGUGCAGUUAAAUGUCCACCCCUCCCACCAGGCCCAUAGAAAAGAUCCACCUGCUACUGUCAAUCCCGCACUUUCCUGAUGCAUCUGUCAACCCCUAAGAUCCUGACGACCAGGCCAGCAGGGAGGAGGGGUGCGGGAAAGAGAAUGUUAACAUGUCUUUCCCCUGCUUGUACUUUAAAUAUCUUCCAUGCAGUUGACAGGGUUUAAUUUUAGACUCCACGGGAGGCAGACGCAGAGGGUUUGUAGCUGAAGUCAAAGCCAGAGCCUCUCCAUUUUGCUCUGUCCUGAGUCCUGAGUCAUAGACCGGAACAGACAGGAACUAAUUAUUUUUGAUACAAGAACAACCAAGAAACUACAGACCGCAAAAAUGUCAAACAGUAGGGACAAUGAUGACCUCAGUGAAGAAGACAUUGAUGAAGAUGAACUCCUCGCUAUGCUUUCACCGGAGGAACUUAAGGAGCUUCAGAGUGAGAUGGAUGUUAUUAUUGCUCCAGAUGAGACUGUACCAGUUGGACAGAGACAGAAGGACCAGACAGAAAAGCCCCCGACAGGGACGUUCGACCACAGAUCCCUGGUUGAUUACCUCUACUGGGAGAAGGAGUCCAAACGCAUGCUGGAGGAAGAGAGAGUGCCUGCUACUUUGCUGCCCAGUGAGAAAACUCUGUUGGAGGAAGCUGAAAGGAAAGAAAAAGAAGAAAACACAGAGGUUGUGUAUGAAGUGAUAGAGGAAGUUAUUGAGGAAGAAGUUGUAGAUGGUGCCAAUGGAGAGGAAAUAAUUGAGGAGAUCAUUGAGGAAAUUAUUGAAGAAGUCGAUGAGAGGAAUGAAGAUGAUAAACAGGUGGUUGUGGAAGAUAAUUUAGAGGUGAAGCUUCCAGUGAAUACAGAGAAGCAUGACAAUACAGAGAAACAUGAAAAUACAGAGAAACAUGAAAAUACAGAGAAACAUGACGAUACAGAGAAACAUGAAAAUACAGAGAAACAUGGCGAUACAGAGAAACAUGAAAAUACGGAGAAACAUAACAAUACAGAGAAACAUGAUGACAAUACAGAAAACGGUGUGGAUCCUCAAGAUCACAAUACAGAAACAUUAACAAAGAACAACACGGAUACAAAUGAUGCAAAUGAUAAAGAGAGCUCAGCCUCUGAAUACAGUGCAUCGCAAGUUGAAGAGCAAAAAGUAACAAAAACAGACACUUUGCCUCCUAAAGAUGCUCCAGAAGCACCAGAGGAAAAUGAAACCAAUGAUAAGCUCCCACAGAAAGACGAGAGGAAAAUUAACAAAUUGAAAAUUCCUAACUUGGCCUUGAAUAAUAUUAAAAUGACAUCGAGGCCUUCAGGAAACGAGACAAACUUGGAGUCAACACUGGACAAGAUCCGCAACAACAACCCGUCUGUUACUGAGGUAAACCUCAACAACAUAGAAAACAUUCCCAAAGAGAUGCUCCUGGACUACGUCAACGCCUUGAAGAAGAAUAAAUACGUAAAAACGUUCAGUAUAGCCAACACAGGUGUGGAUGAAAACAUCUCUUUCAAUCUGGCCAACAUGUUGCGAGAGAAUCGCAGCAUCACGACUCUAAACAUCGAGUCCAACUUCGUCACGGGAAAAGGCAUCGUAGCUAUCAUCCGCUGCCUCCAGUUCAACGAGACUCUCACAGAACUGCGAUUUCACAACCAGAGGCACAUGCUGGGUCACCAUGCAGAGAUGGAGAUCUCACGUUUGCUCAAGGCCAACAACACCCUCCUGAAGAUGGGCUACCACUUUGAGCAGCCAGGACCCAGGAUGGUGGUCACCAACAUUUUAACUAGAAAUCUCGACCGUCAGAGGCAAAUGAGGAAGGAGGAGCAAAAGCAGCAGCAACUGAAGGAGCAGAAGGAACUGAUGCAGAUGUAUGAGAACAGUCUGAACCUGCCUCCUGGUUUACUUGAGAUGCUGGGGUACUUACCUACCCUAGAACUCCUACAGGAGCAUGGGCUUGUCCCGCCCUCGUCAGCACUCGGUGCUGUGCCUCAAACACACCUCAAGACAGAGCAGAAGGAGCAGCAAAAGGAGCAGCAAAGGGAGCAGCCCCAGAAGCAGCCUCAGAAGCAGAUCAAACAGAAAAGCAUUUCCAAACAAUCCAGCACUGAACCAGCAAGUCCUUUGAGGAAUGUGCAGCUCAAGAGAACACCCAAGAAACGUGACCCAUUUCUGGACCAGGACCCAAGGGACAACAGGAGGCCAGACAGGGCCAGUUUCCAACUGAAGAAGACUCCCAGAGUGAAGGAUGCAGGCAGCAGAGACACGACAGACGAAAAACCCAACCUGACUGAAGUCAUUAAGACUUUGAAACCCAUCCCACGUAGACGAUUGCCACCAAAGGUUGACCUCACGCCACGUGAUCAGCUUCUUGAUGAGAUCAAAAAGAGCAACGUCGCCUAUCUCAAAGCUGUGCCGCUUCCCAAAGUCCUGGAAUCAAGUGAAACGAGUCUCUUCUGAGGUUAUAGCUUUAACUGUAUGUUUUCACCAUAUUUUAUGUUCACUUUAAACAUAUUUAAUAUUAGUUGCCUUAUUCAGAAGAACUGUGUAAAUUACUAGCAUGUUAAAUUUUCUUUAAAAGUGGGCUGGCCAUGUUGUGUUGUAGUGUUUAGGAACUCAUGACAAUAAAGGAAUGCAGAAUUAAGAGUGCAUUACCGAUACAGCCUAUUUUUUUAAUUCAUGUUCAAAUGCUUUCAAAUUAACUGACUUGAUUUGUUUCAUUUUUAGUGAAUGAUUUACUAUGGAGCGAUUGAGUUCAUGUAAUUAACCUUUUGCUAUUAAAAACAACGUUGCUCCUUG
Messenger RNA from Solea senegalensis (Senegalese sole), 2904 nucleotides. RefSeq names its product leiomodin 3 (fetal) (gene lmod3). Gene Ontology annotation, cellular component: striated muscle thin filament; myofibril. The record is from RefSeq and is a predicted model, not a curated record. Gene Ontology annotation, biological process: myofibril assembly; pointed-end actin filament capping; muscle contraction. NCBI's taxonomy places the organism in Eukaryota, Metazoa, Chordata, Actinopteri, Pleuronectiformes, Soleidae. Bases 457 to 2565 code for a protein of 702 amino acids. Gene Ontology annotation, molecular function: tropomyosin binding. The transcript has 3 exons.